This is a messenger RNA of Drosophila innubila, 1303 nucleotides long. Its product is annotated as Golgi to ER traffic protein 4 homolog. The coding region runs from base 106 to 1143 and encodes 345 amino acids. Gene Ontology annotation, cellular component: cytosol; BAT3 complex. The transcript is spliced from 2 exons. The record is from RefSeq and is a predicted model, not a curated record. Gene Ontology annotation, molecular function: protein binding. Lineage: Eukaryota; Metazoa; Arthropoda; Insecta; Diptera; Drosophilidae. Gene Ontology annotation, biological process: protein insertion into ER membrane.
GUUUUCUGGCGAUAAAAAGUAUCCACAAAUAAUCUUGUAAUUUUAAGGAAAAUUUAGAAUCAUUCAAAAGUAUACAUUUUCGAAAGUGCUGCACAUCGUAUACUAAUGAAGAAUAUGACCACGGCCGAAGCCGAACGUCCCGCUGCCAGUGGCAGCAGCAGCAGCUCCACAGCCAAUCAACGGGGUGUCAGUCGCGUACUCGCCAAGUUGUCGCAUUCGUUGGCGGAGGGAGAGUUCUAUGAGGCGCAUAUGAUGUAUCGAACGUUAUACUUUCGCUAUACGGCCCAGAAGCGUUACGAGGAUUGCUUAGAUUUGCUAUUUGAUGGCGCCCAAAAGCUGAUUGAAAAGGAGCAGGAAAGCAGUGCGGCCGACUUGUGUUUGUUGCUAUUGGACACACUGGAAAAACGGGGACCAAUUGACGAGGACACGGACAAUUUCCAAUGGGUGCCUCGACUGGGCGCAUUGAUACGUGGCCUCAGUGCAAGCACUGUGGAACGUGAAACGCUAAUCCAACGCGUUAUUAAAUGGAGCACUGGUGUGCAUGGCCAGUUUGGACAUCCGGUCUUGCAUAAGCUGAUUGCGCAUGUCUUUUGGACCGAGGGCAACAUUGAGUCGGCACGUCAUCAUUAUUUGCUAUGCCAGGAUGGCAGUCUCUGUGGACGUGUGCUAAUUGAGAUUAGCCAGAGCAAGGGCUUCCAAAGCGAGAUUGAUCUAUUUGUGGUGCAGGCGGUUCUGCAGCAGUUGUCCCUAAAGGAUCGUAAAACGGCCGAGGACACGUUUAACGAGUAUACGCGUUACCACCCAAAAUUAUUAAGGCACGAGUUUCCCUACAAGGAGCCAUUGAUCAAUUUCCUAUACUUUCUGUUUCGACUCAUCGAUAUGAAGAGUGUAACGGGUUUUCGCGCUCUGCGCAAGCUCUAUGAUCCUUCCCUCAAGCGAGACACUUCGUUUAGCAAAUACUUAACGAAAAUUGGUAGUUUGUACUUUGAUGAGCAGCCGGAACAUGUACACACUGGAGCCCCUGGACUUGGUGGCAUGUUUGGCGACAUUUUCAAUCGUCUGAUGCAAGGCUUCGAUGACGAGGACGAGGAGCAAAGCAGACCCCAACGACAACGACAGAGCGCCAACAAUGAACUGGACUAGCAGGAAUCAGGCAUAAAUAAGAAAUCAAUGGCAAAUCUAGAAAUUGAAAAUUGGCAAAGUCAAUGAAGCUCUUUGCUACUAAUAAAUACACCGGGCUUUCUUUAUAAUGUUAUUGUAUAUUUUCUAAACUAAACUUUACUCGCAACUGCAAUAAUACACA